Anoplophora glabripennis (Asian longhorned beetle) is the source of this 1086-nucleotide messenger RNA. RefSeq names its product somatostatin receptor type 2-like (gene AstC-R2). Bases 16 to 1086 code for a protein of 356 amino acids. Gene Ontology annotation, cellular component: neuron projection; membrane. The record is from RefSeq and is a predicted model, not a curated record. Gene Ontology annotation, molecular function: peptide binding; G protein-coupled receptor activity. The transcript is spliced from 2 exons. Gene Ontology annotation, biological process: G protein-coupled receptor signaling pathway. Lineage: Eukaryota; Metazoa; Arthropoda; Insecta; Coleoptera; Cerambycidae.
AUCCGUUUUUCAAAGAUGCAAACAGUCACCAAUAUGUACAUCGUGAAUCUAGCUAUAGCCGACGAGUGUUUUCUGAUAGGCAUACCGUUUCUGAUAGCCACGCUCCUGCAUCGACACUGGAUAUUCGGGUACUUCGCUUGUAAGGCGUACAUGAUUUCGACCAGUAUUAAUCAGUUCACCAGUUCCAUCCUGCUGUGCAUUAUGAGCGCUGACAGGUACAUAGCGGUGUGCCACCCAAUUUCCUCUCCCAGAUGGAGGACCCCUUUCAUAUCCAAAGUGGUGUCCCUACUGGCCUGGACCUUCAGCAUAUUCCUCAUCAUACCCAUCAUACAGCACGCCAAAGAGGUAGACUUCGACGGCGAGAAGUCGUGCGUCAUAGAAUGGGGGAAUUUCUCCGGUAACUCCACUGAUGAAGCCGCAGCUCCGGCGAAAAUUUUCAUCUUGUACACGUUCUUCUUCAGCUUCGCCAUACCCUUGUGUCUCAUUCUGGUGUUCUACUGGCUGGUCAUCAAGAAACUGAAGACCGUGGGGCCGAAGAACAAGUCCAAGGAAAAGAAGCGUUCCCACAGGAAGGUCACCAACUUGGUUCUGACCGUGGUCACCGUAUACGUCAUAUGCUGGCUCCCGUAUUGGAUCACGCAACUCGCCAUAGAUGGGACACAUGACACGUUCUCGAUUACCCUCCACCUGCUGGCUUCCUGCAUGAGCUACUCCAACUCGGCGGUCAACCCGAUCCUGUACGCGUUCCUGAGCGACAACUUCAAGAAGAGCUUCCUGAAGGCCUGCACCUGCGCGGCGAACAAGGACGUAAACGCGACGCUCCACCUGGAGAACAGCGUCUUCCCCAAGAAAACCAAACAGAGCUCGGAGAGACUACGACCGAGCAGGACACGAGGGACCUCCGUCUGCGCCAACAACGAGGACGAGUGCGACGUCGGCCCCCUGGUGAGCAGGGGGGACGCUUCCACGUCCGCCAUCACGAUGACGAGCCGCACGACGAACCUCUGCGAUAGCAGGGACAACGUAUGUAAAAACAGCCUGGUGAAAAACGGCGCCGCCGUAACGUCGCAACCGACCAGUUUGUAA